Lasiosphaeria miniovina is the source of this 432-nucleotide messenger RNA. RefSeq names its product ribosomal protein S18. The record is from RefSeq and is a predicted model, not a curated record. Gene Ontology annotation, biological process: mitochondrial translation. The annotation marks the transcript as partial. The transcript is spliced from 2 exons. Gene Ontology annotation, molecular function: structural constituent of ribosome; small ribosomal subunit rRNA binding. Lineage: Eukaryota; Fungi; Ascomycota; Sordariomycetes; Sordariales; Lasiosphaeriaceae. Gene Ontology annotation, cellular component: mitochondrial small ribosomal subunit; ribosome.
GGCGGCGGGAUCAACGCGACCAACUGGAUCGGCGCGGUCGCCGGCAGCAAGACGGAGCGGCACUCGAUGCGCGACUCCAAGGCCUACGCCGACAGCGAGGCGUUCCUGAGGCUGAUGCCACGCCGGUGGAGGGCCGGCGACGUGUACGCGCCCAAGGACCUGGGCUCCGCCUCCCAGAAGAAGUACGCCAACGUCCAGCGACCCCGCGAGGACAUCUUUGACAUUCUGAAUAUAAACCCGCUUGACAACUACAAGAACUUCUCCGUCAUCUCCGAGUUCAUGACGUCGGCGGGGCGCAUCAGGCCGGCGACGGAGACGGGGCUGCGGGCUGUGAACCAGCGGCGCAUGGCCAAGGCGAUCCGUCGCGCUAUCGGCAUGGGCCUGCACCCGAGCGUGCACCGGCACCCGGAGCUGCUCAAGAAGACGGUGCUG